Messenger RNA from Vitis riparia (riverbank grape), 1254 nucleotides. RefSeq lists its product as uncharacterized. The transcript has 7 exons. The record is from RefSeq and is a predicted model, not a curated record. Gene Ontology annotation, molecular function: zinc ion binding. Bases 139 to 1053 code for a protein of 304 amino acids. Lineage: Eukaryota; Viridiplantae; Streptophyta; Magnoliopsida; Vitales; Vitaceae.
CUUUCUUUUACCUCACCCGACGCCUGUGAAAAGUUGAGAGAUUUUCCUUACGGUUUCUGUUCAAAUUUCAGGGUUUUGAUAUUUGACUCGUCUAGGAUUUGGAAUGUUAUACUUUUCUUUUGGAAGCAGGCUUCGUCAAUGAAAGGAGAAGUACAGCUAGAACCAUCAGGUGAGCGAAACCCUAGGGACUCUGAUCCUCUGCUUGAGAACCAGGUGGAUUCAUCCACAGGAAGUUCAAGCGAGAUAAAUAGUGAGGACAUUGAAGCUGGCUCUGUACCCUGUUGUCGCAUUUGUCUCGAGUGCGAUGGAGAACCAGAUGAUGAAUUGAUAUCUCCAUGCAUGUGCAAAGGCACCCAACAGUUUGUUCAUCGUUCAUGCCUUGAUCAUUGGCGUUCAGUGAAGGAAGGAUUUGCUUUCUCACAUUGCACAACUUGCAAGGCGCAAUACCAUCUUCAAGUUGCAUUAUUUGAAGACAACUCUUGGCGUAAGAUAAAGUUCAGACUUUUUGUGGCCAGAGAUGUUUUCCUUGUAUUUUUGGCUGUACAAACUGUCAUCGGUGCUAUGGGUGGAUUUGCAUACAUCAUGGACAAAGAUGGGGCUUUCAGGAAUUCGUUCAGUGAUGGUUGGGAUCGAAUAUUGUCAAGGCAUCCUAUACCAUUCUACUACUGUAUAGGGGUACUGGCCUUCUUUGUUUUGCUGGGGUUUUUUGGUCUCAUAUUGCAUUGCUCCUCCUUAAAUAGCAAUGAUCCUCAUAUGGCGGGCUGCCAGAACUGCUGCUAUGGAUGGGGCAUCUUGGAUUGUUUUCCAGCAUCUAUGGAAGCAUGCUUCGCACUUGUCAUAGUUUUUGUUGUCAUCUUUGCCAUUCUGGGAGUUGCCUAUGGUUUCCUUGCUGCCACCAUGGCCAUUCAAAGAAUUUGGCAGAGGCAUUACCACAUACUAACCAAAAGGGAGCUCACGAAGGAGUACAUUGUGGAGGAUCUCCGGGGCUGUUAUACGCCACCAAAACUGGAUCCAGAACAUGAAGAACGUCUGAAAAUGCUUAAACUUUUGUAGGACGGGAUGAUGAGAUGAAAUUGUUGUAUGUCUUAUUGAAUUGUUUUAAAGUCACGGAACUGAGAGUUAUAAUGUGUAUUUGCUCAGAAGUUGUGAAGAAUGAGAAAAGAUAAUUGCUGUUUUGAGUCGAUAAGCUAACUGAACAAAUGUUGCAAAAAGUGAAGAUAAAUAACAAUCUGUGCAGUCAUAUGUUCUCAUGUC